AUGGCGGCUCCGGGAGCUUCAACAUUUUCGAAGUUGCACCCGCGACCAAGUGCAGAUGAGACGACUCUUGCCAAGCUAGGAUACAAGCAGGAGUUUCGCAGAGAAUUCACUCUACUAGAGGUGUCUGGACUUGCAUUCAGUUAUGUUGGAGUGGUUCCUUCUAUAGCGUCCGUGCUAUUCUAUGCCAUACCAGAUGGUGGGCCUUUCGCGAUGGUUUGGGGUUGGGCAGUCGCUUGCCCCUUUAUCAUGUGCACCGGGUUGGCGAUGGCAGAGCUCGCAUCAGCAGCACCUACUUCUGGUGGUCUAUACUAUUGGACUUACUCGCUUGCUUCUCCACGAUGCCGCAAUUUUCUGUCGUGGAUAGUUGGUUAUUCGAAUACCAUAGAAAUCAUCACGGGAUUUGCUUCCGUAAACUGGGCUUGUACAAUCCAAAUCACUGCAGCAAUCAGUAUUGCCUCCUCUGGCCAGGCAUAUAUGACUACCAACCAGCAGCUCUAUGGUAUAUACGCAUCUUUGGUUUUGUCACAAGCUGUCCUCGUGAGCUUCGGUACCAAAGUUUUGGCAAGGCUACAGAGACUAUUUACGUUGGUGAAUGCAUGCCUUUGCUUCAUAAUCAUCAUUGCGCUUCCGAUCGCAACGCCACCAGAUUAUCUGAACAGUGCAAAUUUUGCGCUAGGGGAUUUCACCAACGUGACUGGCUGGCCAUCUGGAUUCGCAUUCGUUUUGAGCUUAAUGGCCCCUCUUUAUACAAUAGGGGGUUGUGAUGCUAGCGUUCAUAUGAGCGAGGAGGCCUCAAAUGCCGCUGUUUCGAUACCGUGGGCGAUAGUCAGUUCCAUUGCUGUAUCGGCCGUCCUUGGUUGGGGAAUCAAUGUCACCCUUGCCUUUUGCAUGGGCACUGAUGUCGGCAGCAUCUUCAGUAGCCCUAUAGGCCAGCCUAUGGCACAAAUUUUAUAUAAUUCGCUUGGGCAGAAAAAGGCUCUGGCUGUAUGGUGCCUCAUUAUUGUAGCAGAGUACAUGGUGGCAUCGAACUGCCUCCUGGUUGGCUCUCGCCAAUCGUUUGCAUUUGCUCGUGAUGGAGCCCUCCCAUUUUCACGGUAUUUGUACAGGAUCAAUCGCUACACAGGAACACCCGUCAAUACAGUUUGGUUCGACGCCAUCUCCGCUCUGGCAAUUGGACUUUUGUCGUUUGUGAGCACCGAAGCCAUCAAUGCGGUAUUCACAAUUGCUGUCACCGCAGCCUGUGUCGCUUACAUAACGCCAAUCACAACCCGCUUUGCAUUCAAGAAUGAUUUUAAACCCGGCCCAUUUCAUCUGGGGAAACUGAGCUUUCCAGUCGCUGUGAUCGCUGUGGUGUGGAUGGUCUUCGUGAUUCUGGUUUUUUUCUUUCCGGCGACCCCGCGAACAACGACACAACAGAUGAACUAUACAGUUGUGGUACUUGGAGGGUUCAUGUUUCUGGCAAUUGCCUGGUACUAUUGUCCGGUAUACGGAGGCGUGCAUUGGUUCAGUGGACCCACAUCCACCUUGACACCAACCAUCAGAGAUGAAAACAGAGACGAGGGUUCGAUGUUGGAGAAGGAACAAGAUGCAGAUAUCUCUAUUGAAGUGGUGGAAGUGGUGGAUGUAUAA
This is a messenger RNA of Suillus bovinus, 1629 nucleotides long. Its product is annotated as amino acid/polyamine transporter I. The record is from RefSeq and is a predicted model, not a curated record. Lineage: Eukaryota; Fungi; Basidiomycota; Agaricomycetes; Boletales; Suillaceae. Gene Ontology annotation, biological process: transmembrane transport; amino acid transport. The transcript has 15 exons. Gene Ontology annotation, cellular component: membrane. The coding region runs from base 1 to 1629 and encodes 542 amino acids. Gene Ontology annotation, molecular function: transmembrane transporter activity.